UUGUCCGUGGCGUGGCUUGUCGCCAAGUGCGAAACGUAGGCCCCCGUGUAGGCGAUGAUCUCUGAGAAAAGGAGCUCGAAAGCGGGCUCGGAGACGAGCCUGUUCCCCGCCGACACCGCUGAGUCCGCGGGAACCUCCCCCGUAGCAUCUCUCGACAUGACGGUGCUCACUCACACUGCCCUGCUUGAAGCAUUGCAUUUGGCAUGGUCCUUGCCUUGCACGAGCAACAAGCGGCGGCUCUCGAGGCUCCGUGUGUUGCUCUCAGCUGUGUGCUCAGCCUUUGUUGCCAUCGACACCGACACCAUGGCGCCAACACCGAGAUCAAGGGCUUCCCGGUUGGUUGCAGUGGCUCUCGUGGCUUCUCUAACCGUUCAGGUAUGUGUAGCGUUUUUGACAACUUCUUCGGCGUUGGCUCGGGGACGAGAGUGUGCGCGGCUGGGCCGGAGCGGCGGCUUCGCUUCUGCGAGCAGCACACGGGUCGAGAUGGUGGCUGCCGAGGCGGCCGUGGGGCAGAAGCAGCUUGAAACGCUCAAGUUCCUGACCCCUGAGACGGCGCGCGCGACGAAGGCGGCCGUGGGGACCCCGGCUUACGUGUACGACGCGGCGAGCCUGAAGGCCAACGCGGAGGCGUGCCUGGCGUUCCCGAACGCUUACGGCCUAACGGUGCGCUACGCCAUGAAGAGCCUCCCCAACAAGGCGGUGCUGCAGCUGUUCCAAGGCCUCGGGCUGCAUUUCGACUGCAGCAGCGGGUUUGAGGUGGAGAGGGCCAUCGCGGCGGGAGUGCCCCCUCAGAGCCUGUGUCUCAGCUCGCAGGAGCUGCCCCCCGACGCGGCGGAGCUGCUCAAGAUGGGCGUGGACAUCAACGCGUGCUCUCUCUCUCAGCUCCGGAGGAUUGCUGAGGAGGCGCCGGGGUCUUCGGUCGGGGUGCGGUUUAAUCCGGGGCUGGGGUCGGGGGGAACCAAGAGCACCAACGUGGGCGGCCCCUCUUCGUCUUUCGGGAUCUGGUACGAGUGGGCGGACGAGGUGAAGGAGAUCUGCGCCGGCGGUGACCUUACCGUCUCCCGCAUCCACACGCACAUCGGGUCGGGCUCCGAUCCGGCCGUGUGGCAGAAGGUGUCCGGCAUGAGCUUGGACCUCGUGCGACAGUUCCCCACCGUUACCACCCUGAACUUGGGAGGCGGCUACAAGGUGGGCCGGAUGUCGGGAGAGCAGUCGACCGACCUGCAGGCCAUCGGUGCCCCCGUGAUGGAGGACUUCGAGGCCUUCGCCCAAGAGACAGGGCGGAAGCUCAAGCUGGAGAUCGAGCCCGGGACGUUCCUUGUCGCCAAUGCCGGCAGCCUCGUCUGCACGGCGCAGGACUUGGUGAGCACGGGCAGCGGCGGCUACGAGUUCAUCAAGCUGGACGCCGGGAUGACGGAGCUUCUCCGGCCGUCGCUCUACGGCGCCCUCCACCCCAUCGUCGUCGUGCCCGCGGAGGGGGAAGGCGAUGGUGACACCGCCGAGUACGUGGUCGUCGGGCACUGCUGCGAGUCCGGAGAUCUGCUGACGCCAGUGUCGGGGGCGGCUUCGGAGAUCGAGCGCCGAACUCUAGCCAAGGUGGAGAUCGGGGACUUGGUGGUGGUGGAGGGUUGCGGCGCCUACGUGGCCGGCAUGAGCGCCAAGAACUACAACUCCUUCCCGGAGGUGCCAGAGGUGCUCCUUGACUCCGCGGGGGAGCUGCACGUCGUUCGGCGGCGACAGACCUUGGAGCAGAUAUUCGAGAACGAGAUGCCGUUGCCGACAGGCAUAUAAUCUAACCAACAGUCUCUUCAAGCGAGAAGCCGGCCUUUCCUGUCAUCGUCGAAAGGGUUCGGGUCGGGCGCUUUGUUGUAGCGGUUCGACGGCCGUGUGUGUCCCCCGCAGGCUUCUUGCAGGAGAGCAACAGAAAUGACAGCGAGGAGGGACAUCAAUGACAGAGGAAGGCGUGUUGUUUUUCAGAGUGGUGUGUUGACGCGUCGUGAUUUUUGCACCAAGGGUGUCGGGGCGUGCUGUCGACGUCAUCAUGCUGCAUUGACGGUGCAGUCGCGAGUCUAGCCACCAAGGCGUGAUUUGCUGGAGACGCAAACUACACUUGGGUCCACUACGCGUGUUCCCUCCCGACGAACACCGGGUUUUUGGGAGGCGAUCUGUUGGUCGUCGGCACCUCAGCUCGUUAGGAAUGUAGCGGGCUGUGCCCAUACCGAGUUGGCGCCACGGCAGGCGCUUGAAGAAGUAGAUGCGUUCGGCGAACGGCUUCUUCGGACCCGCGUUCGAUCCGACUCAGCUGCCGUCACCACGCUCAACUGGUCGGUCCCUCGAUCUUUUCAACGUGAUGGCCUUCCUUCGAUCCCCCCUUUGUUUCCUCUUGAAUGGCUCGAGGGGGGGGCGUGGCAACUGCCACGAACCACCGCAGUGCUUUUGUC
This is a messenger RNA of Ectocarpus sp. CCAP 1310/34, 2441 nucleotides long. The record is from the annotation of a GenBank genome assembly. NCBI's taxonomy places the organism in Eukaryota, Phaeophyceae, Ectocarpales, Ectocarpaceae.